Molecule: messenger RNA, 4202 nt
Organism: Musa acuminata subsp. malaccensis (wild Malaysian banana)
Lineage: Eukaryota; Viridiplantae; Streptophyta; Magnoliopsida; Zingiberales; Musaceae
Source: RefSeq, a predicted model, not a curated record
CGCACCGUUGUUCUUUUUCUUGCUGUCCGUCCAUUGAAGCCAUCUCGUUUCUUCAAGGAUGAGCUCGGUGGCCUGUCAUGUCCAAUGCUAUCAACUUGCGGAGCCAACCAUACGUCGCCCAUCCUCGAAAACUACCUCGCCUUUCGUCUUCACUUCCACCGCCGAAUCUUCCCCAAGUCUGUUCUUCCGUCCUCCAAUCCGAUGGCUUCUCUCCACCCUUUCAAUGCCGGCCUUCUUCGAUCCCCUCCCAAUCCCUUCGCGUCCUCCCCGAUGGCGGCGCCUACCCGCAGCCUCCCCUUCCCCUGCCGCCCCUAUCCUCCUCCUCACCGUCGUCGUCACUUCUUCCUUAGCCGCGGCGGCACCGCCCCAUCUAUCGAAAGGAGCGAGGAGAAGAAGAAGCAGAAGAAGAAGAUGCGCGAGGCGUCGGGGGAGCGGGGGGCCGUCCGCGUCCGCGUCCGGCUCGACCACCAGGUCGAGUUCGGUGAGCACGUCGCCGUUCUCGGCUCGACCAAGGAGCUCGGGUCAUGGAGGAAGCACGUGAUGAUGGAGUGGACGCCCGAUGGAUGGGUCCAGGAUAUCGAGCUUCGCGGUGGAGAAUCUGUGGAGUUCAAGUUUGUGGUUUUGUUAAGAGGGAAAAAGGAUGUGGUGUGGGAAGGCGGGGGUAACCGGGUCUUGACGCUGCCUGAGAAAGGGGCUUUUGAUAUGGUUUGCCACUGGAACAGGACGGACGAGGCCUUGGAGCUGCUAGGGACUUCUCUCGGUGAAGAGGAUGAGGAGUUGCAGAGUGCGGACGUUGAAGAUGUGUCUUUGGUCGAAGACCGUAGUUUUGAAUCGGAAGCAGGGGCGAGUCCUUUUGUCGAGCAGUGGCAAGGCAGGGCAGCAUCAUUCAUGCGGUCCAAUGACCAUGCGAGUAGAGAGACAGAGAGGAAAUGGAACACGGAUGGUCUCGAUGGUGCCGCUUUGAAGUUGGUGGAAGGCGAUCGAUCUGCCAGGAACUGGUGGCGCAAGUUAGAGGUUGUACGAGAACUUUUGACUGGCAACAUUGGAGGAAAUUGCUUGGAAGCACUAAUAUAUUCUGCUAUCUACCUGAAGUGGAUCAAUACUGGUCAAAUUCCCUGCUUUGAAGAUGGUGGUCAUCACCGGCCCAACAGACAUGCUGAGAUCUCCAGGCUUAUCUUUCGUGAACUUGAAAGGAUACACUACAUGAAGGACACUUCACCUCAGGAUGUACUGGUGAUCCGGAAGAUACAUCCAUGUUUGCCUUCAUUUAAGUCAGAGUUUACUGCUUCUGUCCCUCUAACACGCAUACGCGAUAUUGCUCAUCGGGGGGACAUUCCUCACGAUCUGAAGCAAGAAAUCAAACAUACAAUUCAAAACAAGCUUCACCGGAAUGCUGGUCCAGAAGAUUUAAUUGCCACAGAAGCCAUGCUUGCUAGGAUCACCAAGACUCCAGGGGAGUAUAGUGAUGCAUUUGUAGAACAAUUUAAGAUAUUUUACAAUGAGCUCAAAGAUUUCUUCAAUGCUGGAAGUCUCACUGAGCAGCUGGAGUCGAUAAAAGAAUCUCUAGACGAACAUAGCUUGCAAGCUCUUGCUUUGUUUUUGGAUAGCAAAAAGAGCUUAGAAAAGUUGCAGGAAGAAAAGAACUUCAUUGAAAAUGGUGGGGUUGAAUUGCUGAUGGAAACUUUGACAUCUUUAUCGGGUAUAAGGUCACUCAUUGUGAAAGGUCUUGAAAGUGGUAUUAGAAAUGAUGCUCCUGAUGCUGCCAUUGCAAUGCGCCAAAAAUGGCGUCUCUGUGAGAUUGGCCUUGAGGAUUACUCUUUUGUUCUCCUUAGCAGAUUUGUUAAUGCUCUUGAAGAAAUGGGAGGAUCGUCGUGGCUUGCACAAAAGAUUGGAUCAAAAAACAUAAGUCCUUGGACUCAUCCACUUGUUGCCCUAAACAUUGGCUUACGCCAGGUUUGGCUUUCAGGUUGGAAGUUAGAGGAAUGCAAUGCUAUACAGAAGGAGCUUCUCUCAUGGCUAGAUAAAGGCAUAUCUGAUAGAGAAGGCAGUGAGGAAGGAAAGUAUAUUUGGUCGCUAAGGCUCAAGGCUACUUUAGAUAGAGCAAGGCGGUUAACGGAAGAAUACUCUGAAGUACUUCUUCAGAUUUUCCCUGACAAAGUCCAGAGGCUAGGCCAAGCCCUUGGAAUCCCAGAGAACAGUGUAAGGACAUACACUGAAGCGGAAAUUCGUGCAGGUGUAAUUUUUCAGGUUUCUAAGCUAUGCACUCUUCUGCUAAGAGCUGUACGGGCUGCAUUGGGAUCAUCAGGCUGGGACGUUCUUGUACCUGGAGUGGCUCAUGGAACCCUUCUACAGGUUGAAAGCAUUAUUCCUGGUUCUUUGCCUUCAUCUGUCAAAGGACCUGUCAUUCUGGUUGUCAAUAAGGCUGAUGGGGAUGAGGAGGUCAAGGCUGCUGGAGAUAAUAUUGUAGGAGUUGUACUUUUGCAGGAGUUACCUCACCUUUCUCAUCUUGGUGUUAGAGCCCGACAGGAGAAAGUGACAUUUGUGACAUGUGAAGAUGAUGAUAGAAUUGCUAGCAUCCGGAAGCUUGAAGGAAAAUAUGUUAGGUUGGAGGCAUCAGCUACUCAUGUUGAAGUGUCUUUCUCAUCUAAAGAAAAUAAAGAGGCUUUGCCUGAAGAGCUAUCAAGUACUUCAACUUCAUCGAAAGAUGAACUCCCUAGCAUGCAAUGGUCAAGGGAGGUAAAACAGAACCCUUCACAUGGUACUGCUAGUGUGCUAGAGCUUUCACAGGCAGUUGCUGAAACAUCUGGUGCAAAAGCUGCUGCUUGUGGUCUCCUUGCUUCUAUGGCGACAAUUUCUACAAAAGUUAACAGUGACCAAGGAGUUCCUGCUUCAUUCGGGGUCCCUUCAGGGGCAGUGAUUCCUUUCGGGUCUUUGGAAUUGGCAGUUGAAAGAAGUGGUUCAAUCAAAUCCUUCCUAUCCCUCGUAGAACGAUUAGAGACAGCCAAACUUGAAAAUGGUGAACUUGAUAGAUUAUGCUCUGAGCUCCAGACGCUGGUUUCAGCCCAACGUCCAUCCAAAGAAACUGUGGAAGCUAUCGGAAAAAUUCUUCCAAUCAAUACCCGUCUUAUCGUAAGGUCUAGUGCCAAUGUUGAGGACUUAGCUGGGAUGUCAGCUGCUGGUUUGUAUGAAUCUGUUCCAAAUGUCAGCCUCUCAAACCCAGGUGCCUUCGGAGCAGCUGUUGGCCGAGUGUGGGCUUCCCUCUACACAAGAAGAGCCAUUUUAAGUCGUCGAACAGCUGGUAUCCCCCAAAAGGAUGCAAUGAUGGCUGUUUUGGUGCAGGAGAUGUUGUUCCCAGAUCUCUCUUUUGUGCUUCACACAGUUAGCCCUAUUGAUCGUGAUGCCAAGGUGGUUGAAGCAGAGAUUGCUCCUGGUCUUGGGGAAACGCUUGCCUCAGGAACUCGUGGCACACCAUGGAGGCUUUCAUCUGGAAAGUUUGACGGAAAAGUAACUACCCUGGCUUUUGCAAACUUCAGUGAGGAGCUAUUGGUGCUUAAUUCUGGCCCUGCAAAUGGAGAAUUUAUUCGCCUAACCGUGGACUACAGUAAGAAGCCAUUGACAAUCGACCCUAUCUACAGGAGGCAGAUUGGUCAACGUCUGUGCACGAUAGGCUUCUUUCUCGAACAGAAGUUUGGGUGUCCGCAGGAUGUUGAAGGGUGUGUGGUCGGGAAAGACAUUUUCAUAGUUCAGACAAGGCCCCAGCCAUGACCAAUCGAGAUCAACCUUGUUUCAUCGGUGAUACUGAUCGGGGAAAGAAAAGGUGAAGUGCUUUACCACCAGAGGUGAGGCUGCAAUUCGAUGUGCAUUCUGGAGCAUGGAAAAAAUUUGCAGUAGGCGAGGACACACAAACGAAAGGCUUCAUCCAUCAUUAGUAUCAGUUAAAGGUAUUGUGAAUGGGCUCGUAUGCUACUAAGUUGCUGCAUUUCUGGACUUCUCGUAGAUGCUCACGCUGGUACAUGGUGUAAACUUCACUGGAUUUUUUGGACAUCUUCCCAGUGAAAAUAGCUACAGAUGAAUAAUCCGAUGCAUGGUUGGGUUCUAUCGUUAAUAACUUGGAUGUCAGUCUGCUUUGCUACUCUGAUUUGAAUUAAUGGCAACUUUGCUGUUCCUAUUUAGUAUAAAAGAUAUUUUUUUGGUACUCUUUA